AUGCGAAGAAUCCAUCUCCUAUUUGCGGCCUUUACACAGAAAGAACUGGAGCACACGAUUCUUCUGCACCCGUCCUACUUCGGCCCGCGAAUGCUGCAGUACCUCGAGUCCAAGCUUCACGCCGACGUUGAAGGCACUUGCUCCGGAAAAUAUGGCUAUAUCAUCUCGGUCGUGACGUUGAUGGACAUCGGGCGAGGGACUAUAUUGCCGGGGAGCGGCCAGGCGGAGUUCGUGGCGCGGUAUCGUGCUAUCGUGUUCAAGCCGUUCAAGGGCGAGGUGGUAGACGGCAUCGUCAACAACGUGAACAAGAUGGGCUUCUUCUGCGAAGUCGGGCCGGUGACAUGUUUCGUGUCGCAGCAGCUCAUCCAUCCAGACAUGAAGUUCGAUCCCAGCUCAAACACACCAUCUUUCGCGUCAGAAGAUCAGGCAUGCACUACACUCCCCGCCGUCAUAGAAAAGGGCACACACGUCCGGCUAAAGAUCGUCGGUACUCGAGUGGACGCUACCGAAAUCUUCGCGAUCGGAACAAUAAAAGAGGAUCACCUCGGUGUUAUCGAUUGA
Messenger RNA from Punctularia strigosozonata HHB-11173 SS5, 561 nucleotides. RefSeq lists its product as uncharacterized. Lineage: Eukaryota; Fungi; Basidiomycota; Agaricomycetes; Corticiales; Punctulariaceae. The record is from RefSeq and is a predicted model, not a curated record. Gene Ontology annotation, cellular component: P-body; RNA polymerase II, core complex. The transcript is spliced from 5 exons. Bases 1 to 561 code for a protein of 186 amino acids. Gene Ontology annotation, biological process: DNA-templated transcription; transcription initiation at RNA polymerase II promoter; positive regulation of translational initiation. Gene Ontology annotation, molecular function: single-stranded RNA binding; single-stranded DNA binding; translation initiation factor binding.